AUGUUUAUCACAGCAAUCCUUGCUGCCGUUGCUGGCUUCGUGCCAUUAGCAGCAGCGGAAAACAGCACUCGACUAUGGUACACUACUCCCGUCGCAUCAAGUACCUGGACCGAUGCUCUCCCGAUUGGCAAUGGUCGCCUUGGAGCAAUGAUCUAUGGCAUCCCGGUACAAGAACGCAUACAACUUAAUGAAGAAACCAUAUGGUCAGGAGGCCGACGAGAUCGGGUGAAUCAAAAUGGUGCCCAAACAGUUUCGGAAGUUCGAGACUUACUCGCGCGAGGCGAUGCUGCCGGUGCGCAAAAGUUGGCUAAUUUAGGUAUGAUGGGCACUCCACAGACAUGCAGGAAUUACCAAACCUUGGGCGAUAUGGAAAUCUCUUUCGACGGUACAAACAAAUACGACAAAAGUACGUAUGAACGGUGGCUGGAUCUGGACACAGCUUUGUCUGGUGUACGGUUUAAGAUCAACGAUACUCUGUACGAGCGGGAGAUGUUCGUGUCGGUGCCAGACGAUGUUUUUGUACACCACUUGAAAGCAACGGGAAAUGAGAAACUGUCUUUCCAAAUACGUGUACAUCGACCCAAGGACGGUUUGAAUGAAGCUUCUGAUCAGAACUGGAACGAAAACGGGUGGACAUACAUGACAGGUGGAACUGGCGGUAUCGAUCCGGUAGUAUUUACUACUGCUCUAGCGGUUGAGUCAGACGGUCAUGUCAGAACAUUGGGCGAAUUCAUCGUCGUGGAGAAUGCUACUGAAGCGACGGCUUUCCUUGCAGCUGCAACUUCGUAUCGCCACAACGAUACUAGAGCUGCUGUGGACAGCACUAUACAAAAAGCCCAGCAACAUACCUACGAAGAGCUCCGUCGUCGCCAUAUUGAGGACUAUGCGCCGUUCUACAACGCCAGCGUGCUUAAUCUGAAUGGGCAGGAUCUCGAGACGAGCAGCUUACCCACUAAUGCACGAAUAAAUGCGACUCGCAGAGGUGCAAAUGAUCCUGGAUUGGUCGCGUUGGCCUACAAUUAUGGUCGCUAUCUCCUCAUCGCUUCUUCUCGAGCGGGUAAUCUGCCAUCGAACCUCCAAGGCAUCUGGAACAAAGAAUUUGACCCGUUGUGGGGCUCCAAAUAUACUGUCAACAUCAAUCUUCAGAUGAAUUACUGGCCCGCAGAGGUUACAAGUCUCUCUAGCCUACAUGAGCCGUUCUUUGAUCUUCUGGAACUGAUGCGCAAGGAUGGAACGCACACAGCUAAAGCUAUGUACAAUGCUUCUGGGUGGAUGAGCCAUCAUAACACAGAUCUUUGGGGCGAUACGGCACCUGUAGAUACGUAUCUACCCGCUACAUACUGGACACUGUCUUCCGGAUGGCUCGUCACUCACAUACUCGAGCAUUACUGGUACACAGGUGACAAGAGCUUCCUCUCUUCAAACUUGCAUAUCGUAUCCGAAGCCAUUGAAUUCUACCUGGACACACUUCAACCCUACAAGGCCAAUGGAACUGAGUACCUUGUUACCAACCCAUCUGUCUCCCCAGAAAACACAUAUGUAGGCCCAGAUGGAAAGUCCUACAACUUCGACACCGCACCCACAUGCGACAUUGAAAUCCUCAACGAGCUCUUCACAAACUACCUCAACGCCGUCGCCACCCUCUCAAACUCAACCGUAGACUCUUCAUUCCUAACACGCAUCCGCGACACCCAAGCCAAACUCCCACCAUACCGGUAUUCAACUCGCUACCCAGGCACAUUGCAAGAAUGGAUGCAAGACUACGAGCAAGCCGAGCCAGGCCACCGCCACGUCUCCCAUCUUUAUGCUCUCUACCCAGGAACCCAGAUCCUUCCUCCCGGCGCCCCAGGCUACGAUGCUAAACUCUUCAGCGCCGCAGCUGCUACUCUCGAGGACCGUCUAUCGCACAACGGUGCGGGAACGGGUUGGUCGCGCGCAUGGACGAUUAAUUGGUACGCUCGGUUACAAAAUAAGACUGCGCUUGCAGAGAAUACGUUUCAGUUCUUCAACACGAGCGUGUUCAACAAUUUGAUGGAUGUCAAUGAGGGUAUCUUUCAGAUCGACGGUAACCUCGGGUUCGUAAGCGGUGUUGCCGAAGGCCUGUUACAAUCACACGUUGUCGACGACAAGGGCGUCAGAGAAGUAUGGCUGCUACCCGUCCUACCAGAAGAAUGGAGCGAUGGAUCUGUUAAUGGAAUAGCGGCGAGAGGCGGGUUCGUGUUUGAUCUUGAGUGGGCGGAUGGAAAGCUUGUGCAUAUGAGGAUGGAAAGUAGGGUCGGUGGACCGGUUGUGCUGAAGUACGGCGGUAGUGGCAAUUCGACGAUUGCUGCUAGACAGGCUGAAGGCUUUUCUAAUGGUCGUAUGAGGUUGGAGACGAAGGCAGGGGAUGUUAGGGAAUUCGAUUUUCGUAAGGCUUAG
Molecule: messenger RNA, 2418 nt
Organism: Bipolaris zeicola 26-R-13
Lineage: Eukaryota; Fungi; Ascomycota; Dothideomycetes; Pleosporales; Pleosporaceae
Product: glycoside hydrolase family 95 protein
Exons: 1
Coding region: 1-2418 (805 amino acids)
Biological process (GO): carbohydrate metabolic process
Molecular function (GO): alpha-L-fucosidase activity
Source: RefSeq, a predicted model, not a curated record